Molecule: messenger RNA, 1099 nt
Organism: Haliotis rubra (blacklip abalone)
Lineage: Eukaryota; Metazoa; Mollusca; Gastropoda; Lepetellida; Haliotidae
Exons: 6
Coding region: 235-1035 (266 amino acids)
Source: RefSeq, a predicted model, not a curated record
UUGCGAAAUAGCCGGACCCGCUUUUUGAUCCACCAUUGAUCGAUUCAGCAAACAACAGCCUAGUUUCCGAGAGAUAUUCACCCGUGUUGGGGCAACGACGUGGAUUGCGGUCCCCCAUGAUGUGGUCAUGUUGUGCAGACAUUGUCGUUGCUAAUACUGCAGACAACUGGGUAGAGUAAGCGUUCAGUUGUGUACUGUAUGUUAAGCGUCUCGGUGUGACGGACGGUUGGAGGCAUGGCGGUAGCCGUGUUGCAGGUUCUGUCAGCCUUGGUAGUCCUGUCAGGACUGGCACAGGGAGGACCCGAGUAUGUGGCUGUGUUCCGUUACCCCGACGAGGCGGAGUUGGACGCCCGAUCUGAAAACUGUAUUAUUUGUUCAAGAACGCCAGUGUAUAGAAGCGGGGUAGUAUUCAGGGCUGCUAAUGACGGAGACGUCAUUGUGCUGGACUUCGUCUCUGUGGCAAUGGAGACGUCCAACUGUGGGUCACACUAUAUCCAUGUAUACGAUGGAACGGAUUACGACGCGCCUCUUCUUGAGACGGUGUGUGAUUCCCAGAAGAUUAAAGUGAGAAGCACCGGGUCAACAAUGGCCUUGUACUACACUUAUUGGGACUUCCACUCCUCUUUCAGAUUAAAGUAUUACAGUUAUGAAGGUCCAAAUUCAUCCUCAUCAUCGUUACCGGCUUCUACCAUCGUCGGCAUCGUUGUAGGUGCCAUUGUAGUCGUCAUAAUCCUAGCAGCAGUUGGAGUCUGUCUGUCAAAAAAGAACGACCGAAAAACAAACCGCCAAAGAAACCGAAACAGGAACAGCCGCAUCGGACCCAUGCCAAGUGCACCACCAGCAGCUGCAACAGUGGGACGGCCUGGGUUGUCUUACCCCCUCAACUACACUAACCACGCCCCCUCAGACAACCACCAACCCUCGCCUUUCGAGAAGGCAGCGAUACAAGGCUUGCAGAGCUAUAAUGUUCCUCCCCCUGCAUUUAGCUACAACGCCCCACCUCCUUAUGAUCAACAUGCAUCGUAUCCUCAUUAAUCAGGUGUGCGUGCGUGUGUGUAGGUGUGGGACUGGGGGGAAAGGGGUGGCACAGGCCCUCGUG